CGUUUGAAGCGUAUGUGCGCGCCCCCGCGUCUCCUCGUGUCCUGAGUCUACUACCAGUGCGCGCCCCCGCCGCUCGCCGUGGAAGCAGUUGUCGCUCGGAUCGAGUCUGCAGGUCCACGGACACGGAGCCAUGGACGCACACUGAUCACCGGAGCUCACUUCUACUGCAGCACCAGCGGGAUUUACCGCAUGUUUUUUAGGUUUUAUUCUUUCUGUUUUGGUUUUCCUCUCAUGUGUGGCCGGAUUGUGUGUUGUUUUUCCAGCUACACACACACACACACACACACACACACACACACACACACACACACACGCACACACACCGAGCAUGCUUUUAUCGUUGCCUUUAUUUGAUGUGAGACUUGACUGAAAAAGAUUCUCCAGAUCCGAAGCUGCAGAGGCUGAUUCCAGGCUGGAGAAGAACUUUUUCUCCGGGGCAGGGAUGUCUUCGGCUCGGGUGGAUUACAUCGCGCCCUGGUGGACUUACUGGCUGCACAAUUUCCCUCACAUCAACCUGAGGUUCCAGCCCGCCGACAACAGCUUCCAGCCUGGAGAUGAGAACUACCAGCAGUCGCUCAUGUUCCUGGGCUGCGUGGCGGCUGCAGGACUCGGCCUCAACCUGCUGUGUCUCGCCGUCUACCUGAGCUGCCUCUGCUGCUGCCGCAAGGACGAGGAAGAAGAAAGCAAGAAGCCCAACUCCUGCUGCGUCACCUGGUCGGCCGUCGCCGCCGGCCUCAUCACAUGCGUCGCAGUGGGUGUCGGUUUCUAUGGCAACAGCGAGACCAAUGACGGCGUCUACCAGUUGACCUACUCCCUGUACAACGCCAAUCACACGCUGGGUGGCGUGGACAGCCUGGUGACGGGCACCAUGGGCAACAUGAAGAGCAGCCUGCACCAGCACCUCGCCAGGCUGGACGAGAUCUUCGCCACGCGAGGCGACUACGUGCAGACCCUGCAGUUCAUGCAGCAGAUGGCCGACAACGUGAUCAAACAGCUGCUGGGUCUGCCCGACUGGGAGGAGGCCAAAGUGGACCUGGCAUCCAUCGCUGAUCAGACGGCCAGCAUCGAGUACUACAGGUGGUUCACCUACCUGCUGCUGCUCAUCCUGGACCUGAUCAUCUGCCUGCUGGCCUGUCUGGGGCUGGCCAAGCAGUCCCGCUGGCUGCUCACCACGAUGAUGGUGUUCGGAGUGCUGACGCUGGUCCUGAGCUGGACUUCGCUGGGAGCCGACCUGGCCACCGCUGUGGGAACCAGUGAUUUCUGCGUGUCUCCUGAUAAAUACGUCAUGAGUCAAACGAAGGGCAUCAUCAGCGCUGACAUCGUUCAUUACUACAUUUACUGCAACCAGACUCUCUCCAACCCCUUCCAGCAGCCUCUGACCAUCUUCCAGAGGUCCCUGACCACCAUGCAGAUCCAGAUCCAGGGCCUGCUGCAGUUUGCUGUGCCUCUGUUUCCCACAGCUGAGAGAGAUCUACUGGGUAUCCAGCAUUUGCUCAACUCUUCGGAGGCCAGUCUGCACCAGCUGACCGCCCUGCUGGACUGCAGGGGGCUCAACAAGGACUACCUGGACGCCAUGGUGGGGGUGUGCUACGACGGGGUGGAGGGUGUGCUGUACCUCUGCCUCUUCUCCAUCCUGGCAGCCUGUGCCUUCACCGUCAUGCUGUGUGCCAUUCCCAGGGCUUGGAGACAGAUUGCCUGCAGGGAGCGAGACUACGACGACAUCGACGAGGAGGACCCGUUCAACCCGAGGGCCAGGAGGAUAGGCUCCCAGAACCCCAACCACACCAACAUGCACAGCUUCUGCAGCUACAGUAGCAGCAUGGGUAGCCAGAACAGCCUCCACCCGCCGGCCCCGGCCGUCUCCAACGCCCCCAUGUCCGACUACAUGAACCAGACGGCUCUGUUCGGGGGAAAUCCGCGCUACGAGAACGUUCCUCUGAUUGGACGAGGCUCUCCGCCGCCCUCGAUAUACUCUCAGCAGUAUAGAAAUCGAUACUCCCCCAGUAUGAGGGCCACCUAUCUAUCCAUGACUGAGGAACAGAGUAGACACUUUGGAAACGACUUCCAAGCAUAGACUUGUGUAUUUACCCGCGGAGGGAAGCAGCAUCACAGCCUAAACAAGACGGGAGGCUGCUACAAACAUCACAGAGGACAGUGUGUAACAUCUGGAUAAACCAGCCUGUGCAGUAUCAGGACAAUGGAACAACAUCUGGACCGUUCUCUCUGUGUUUUGAGCUCAUUAAUGACAUUUCUGUCCUUCUGUCCUGACAACUUAAACAUUUCUGACGACGUGCUGUCAAACUUAAUCUGCUCUUAAUCUGUCGCGUUCCUUCGAUGCCUGAUGCAAACUUGUUGAAAAACUGUUUCCCAGUGAAAUGUCACAAAAAAUAAGAAAAAAUACAAAAAAAACAUCAAAUUAAUUGAGAUUUUUCUGCCUUCAAAGCUUUGAAAGGAAGGUGCUUAUUACUUUUGUCAACUUAGAUCCAGGUCUUCAAAGAGUAAAAUGUGAAAAACGAGCUGUGUAAAGAUGAUUUUCUAUGUCUUAUGCUUCAUGCUUGAUAUUUGUGAAGCACAAACCCAGCACACUGGCAGCACACAGUAAUUUAUUGACAUCCUCACACACAAACACGUCUGCAAGUGAAGUUUUACGUCUCUAAAACUCCAGAGACGAGACGACUUGGAGACCACGGCUUCUGUAAAUAAGGUGUACAGUAACAGACAGUUGUCUUACUCUAUAUUUGAUUUUGUUUAAACAGUGUGCCAUUUUUAUAUAUAUUUUUUCUAGUUUUGUGUGGCGAUGUCACAAAGGAUCACUUUUUUUUUGUAUUUUCUAAAGGGCCAUAAAUUAAUAUUCUGUGGCAUAUCUAAUGCAACUAAUACAGUGAGGUUGGCAUUUCUAUCAUGACUUGGGAAGCUGUGCUGCUCUAACUAUGAUUCAUGAGAAUAUUCAGGUAAUUAUUUUCAUCAAAUCCAACCCUCCAAACAGUACACAGUUUGUAUUGACUAACAAUGAUUUUCCGUAGGGAUUUAAUACAUGCAGUGUCAUUUAUUAAGACUAUUUGUGUUGUUUCUUUCAGCAUGUUACACUGUACAGGCACUGAGAGUGGUGCUUAAUUUUGUGUGUGACUCCAAACUUCAGGGUCUAAUUGUGAGUUGAAUAAACCAGCUUUGACUACAA
This is a messenger RNA of Amphiprion ocellaris (clown anemonefish), 3178 nucleotides long. It is a transcript of the gene ttyh2, whose product is annotated as tweety family member 2. NCBI's taxonomy places the organism in Eukaryota, Metazoa, Chordata, Actinopteri, Pomacentridae. The coding region runs from base 443 to 2074 and encodes 543 amino acids. The transcript is spliced from 15 exons. Gene Ontology annotation, molecular function: volume-sensitive chloride channel activity; intracellularly calcium-gated chloride channel activity. Gene Ontology annotation, cellular component: plasma membrane. The record is from RefSeq and is a predicted model, not a curated record.